Tetranychus urticae (two-spotted spider mite) is the source of this 672-nucleotide messenger RNA. RefSeq names its product protein lin-52 homolog. The record is from RefSeq and is a predicted model, not a curated record. Gene Ontology annotation, cellular component: DRM complex. NCBI's taxonomy places the organism in Eukaryota, Metazoa, Arthropoda, Arachnida, Trombidiformes, Tetranychidae. Gene Ontology annotation, biological process: regulation of DNA-templated transcription.
GUAACCAAUUUUGAGUACUACUGGGCGGGAAUGAGUUUUAUUUUAAAGCAGAAUCUUCACUCGAAAGAUCAUUAGAUUAUCUUAAUUAGACUUUUUCAAAUAAUCUCCCCUUCUGUCUCUUUCACUCUUCUGACCACUCACCCAUGCGGUUAGUUAGCGCGCAUUUUCAAACUUAAACGUGUGUCAUCAAUAACAACCAUUUUAAUCAGAGUUAUGGAGAACGUUGAUUCUGAAUCGAAUCUAGAAUUGAAAGUGAAAGUAAAUCAUCCAAAGUCUGAAGCAGUAUGGACUACAAGGGAAGAUGAAUUCCUUUCUUGCCAGGAAACUUUGGACCGUUCUUCUCCUACUAUAUGGCCUCAAUCUGUUCCUGGUUUACUGGAUUUUAUGAAGAAAAGUGAACCCGAAUGGAAGUUAGGGGAAAGUGAUUGGGAUUUAUCAAAAUUAGAGAUGCUGGAGGCAGAUGACUAUGAACUGAUUUAUUGUUUUCGUGACUCAAAGCCGAACCAACUGAUGGAACAGAUACAAGAGAUUAACGAUUAUGCCUACCAAUUGAAUAUUGAAGAAUCUAAAGAAGUGAAUCGAGGUAUCAUUUUACAGAUUUUUGAUGAUAAAUCUGAGCAAAACAGUUAGUUGUAUUAGACUAAGCAUAAUAAAUAUUUUCAAAUUACUAAA